AUGACACCGUACCCAGCGCAGCCCAUCAAAGGCAGAGAGCGAUAUCGCGUAAUGAUGGAUAUCCGCAAACUUGAUGCCCGGAAUUGGCUUACACUCGACAAGAAUUAUAUGGACGAACACCGGGUACGGACUCAAUUGCUUCACGAGAAAAGAGAAGAAGUCCUGCGCUGUCUGCCAGAGUCAAUUGAGCCGUGCCAGGAGGCAUUGGAGGAAGUUUCCGAUUUUCUCUGCGAGAGAUUCCCUAAUAUGUUCGAAAUGUCAAUUCAAGACGGUCGAAAAAUCGUCGACAAUCGCAUGACUGGCGACAAAUUCACCGUCAGUGGGCGCGACUCCAAUGAGGGAUUAACCGAGGCACUCGAAGCGGCUGUUCGUCUCACAAUGGAGGAUCUCAGCAUUUUGAUGAUGAAUGAGGAUGGGGAAUUCUACCUGGCAGCUAGCGCCAGCCUCUUCCCAACGGGGUGGACAGUGAACCAGAGGAUUGGCUGGACCAUCUCUCAACUGCAUGGCCCUGUACCACUAUGGCACCAGCAAGUCGCCAACUCCGUCAGCAAAUUCCUUGCUCGGCUAACCCCAUCCUCUCCAAUGGAGCGCUCAAACUUCUUCGUAGAAAUCAAGGGGCCCAACGAGAACCUGACCGAGAUCCUCUAUCGGCCCAACUCCCUCUGCGAGAAAGAGUUGAGGAGCCCAUUACCGUCAGAUAUUUUGAUCCGCCGCGAGAGACAGACUUUCCGUCGACUGCCACGGACAGAGGCGAUUGUCUUCGGCGUCAAGACGUAUCUCACGCCACUAGAUGAGCUUCCAAUGACCGAGCUGGAAAAUCUGGCCAAGGAAAUGAAGAGUUGGCCUGAUCAUGUGGGUGAGUAUAAGGGGAGAGAUGUUUGGGGGGCUAAAGUGUUGGAAUACUAUCAGAAGCGGGUUGGUGAGGGCGAAAAGACAGGAAAUGAAGAGGAAAAAAGCCAGAGCAUUCAGGUUUGA
Messenger RNA from Penicillium coprophilum, 975 nucleotides. RefSeq names its product heme-dependent oxidative N-demethylase family protein. NCBI's taxonomy places the organism in Eukaryota, Fungi, Ascomycota, Eurotiomycetes, Eurotiales, Aspergillaceae. The transcript is spliced from 3 exons. Bases 1 to 975 code for a protein of 324 amino acids. The record is from RefSeq and is a predicted model, not a curated record.